AUGCCAACUUGUCUUGAUUAUGCUCGUUUUUUAAGUAAAGCAGCUGCACGUAGACAACCAAGUGCUAUUCGUGAAGCUACUCAAUUAUUUUCACGAUCACCACCUUCGACUAUUAGUUUUGCAUCAGGAAGUCCCAAUACGUCUUUAUUUCCAUUUAAGCAAGCAACAAUUACUUUAAUAGAUGGCACGAACAUUGAAUUAGAUCCUUCUGCAAUGUCUAAAGCAUUACAAUAUUUACCUACACCUGGACUAGCAGAUUUAUUAGAAUGGUUAAAAAAACUACAAAAUUAUUAUCAUUCUCCAGAUGAUUUUAAACGAUAUGAUUUAUGUAUAACAAAUGGUUCAAUGGAAGGAUUAAGCAAAGUUUUUGAACUUAUUCUCAAUCCUGGAGAUCCAAUUUUAGUCGAUUCACCUUGUUAUUCCGGAUCUUUAGAUUUUCUUCGUGGAUUUGGCGCUGAUAUUAUUAGUAUUGAGACAGAUUCGAAUGGUAUGAAUGUUAAUCAUUUAAAUGAAACUCUUACAAAUUGGGCUACUUCAAAAAGUUUACCAAAAGUUCUUUAUACAAUUCCAAAUGGUUCUAAUCCAACGGGUGCAUCAAUGAAUUUAGCACGAAAACAGGCUAUUUAUGAAAUUGCUAAAAAAUAUAAUCUUUUAAUUAUUGAAGAUGAUCCAUAUUUUUUUCUACAAUUUACAAAACCUGACCCAUCAUUUUUAUCAAUGGAUAUUGAUGGUCGUGUUAUUCGACUUGAUUCUAUGUCGAAAGUUUUAUCAGCUGGAAUGCGUCUUGGUUUUGUUACUGCACCAGUACCAUUAUGGAAAAAAAUAGUUUAUCAUCAACAAGUAACAAGUAUGCAUGCAAGUUCACUUUCACAAAUGGUAGCAUUGAAAUUAUUCGAAAAAUGGAAUUUAUCAGAAUUUGAUGAACAUACAAAACGAAUUUCAAAAUUUUAUGAAAAUCAAAAAAACUUAAUGGUCAAUGCUAUUAAUAAAUAUUUGAAAGAUAUGAUCACAUUUAAUGAACCAACAGCUGGCAUGUUUAUAUGGUUAAAAAUCAAUGGCAUUGACGAUACAAGAAAAUUAAUUUAUGAAAAAGCUCUUGGACAAGAAGUAUUACUUUUACCGGGUAGUGCUUUUUUCGUUGAUCAAUCAAAAUCUUAUCCAUUUGUUCGAGUUUCUUAUUCACUUUGUACACCCGAACAGAUUGAAACAGGUAUGGCACGUUUUGGUAAAGUUCUUCAAGAAGAAUUAAAACAUUAA
Messenger RNA from Rotaria sordida, 1257 nucleotides. The record is from the annotation of a GenBank genome assembly. Lineage: Eukaryota; Metazoa; Rotifera; Eurotatoria; Philodinida; Philodinidae.